GGCCUUGCUCUGGCUGCAGGACGGUACUGGCGUGUGGCCUGCCCGCCGCAGUCAUGAUCCACAGCCUGUUCCUGAUCAACGCUUCGGGGGACAUCUUCCUGGAGAAGCACUGGAAGAGUGUCGUCAGCCGCUCCGUCUGUGACUACUUCUUCGAGGCGCAGGAGAGGGCCUCGGAGGCGGAGAAUGUGCCGCCGGUGAUCCCCACGCCGCACCACUACCUCCUCAGCGUCUACCGCCACAAGAUUUUCUUCGUGGCCGUUAUCCAGAGCGAGGUGCCGCCUCUCUUCGUCAUCGAGUUCCUGCACCGCGUCGUCGAUACUUUCCAGGAUUAUUUUGGUGUCUGUUCAGAGGUGAUGAUCAAGGACAAUGUUGUGGUGGUUUAUGAGGUGCUGGAGGAGAUGCUGGACAAUGGCUUUCCAUUGGCAACAGAGUCUAAUAUUCUUAAGGAACUGAUAAAACCUCCCACUAUCCUGCGAACAGUUGUCAACACCAUCACAGGAAGCACUAAUGUGGGUGACCAGCUUCCUACUGGACAGCUAUCAGUGGUGCCUUGGAGACGUACUGGUGUAAAAUAUACCAACAAUGAGGCGUAUUUUGAUGUGAUUGAGGAGAUAGAUGCAAUCAUUGACAAAUCAGGUUCCACGAUUACUGCUGAAAUCCAAGGGGUGAUUGAUGCUUGUGUCAAGCUGACUGGGAUGCCAGACCUUACCCUCUCCUUUAUGAACCCUCGGUUAUUGGAUGAUGUCAGCUUUCAUCCAUGUGUGCGUUUUAAGCGCUGGGAGUCAGAGAGAAUACUCUCCUUCAUUCCACCUGAUGGAAAUUUUCGGUUGCUCUCCUACCAUGUCAGUGCUCAGAAUCUUGUGGCAAUUCCUGUCUACGUUAAACACAACAUUAGUUUCCGUGAUAGCAGCUCACUGGGACGUUUUGAGAUCACAGUGGGGCCGAAGCAGACUAUGGGGAAGACUGUAGAGGGAGUGAUGGUCACUAGCCAGAUGCCAAAAGGUGUCUUAAAUAUGACCCUCACACCCUCUCAGGGAACACAUAUCUUCGAUCCAGUUACAAAGUUGCUGUCAUGGGAUGUGGGAAAAAUAAACCCCCAGAAGCUGCCGAGCCUGAAGGGGAGCAUGAGCCUGCAAGCUGGGACAUCAAAACCAGAUGAAAACCCCACCAUUAACCUGCAGUUUAAAAUUCAGCAGCUGGCUAUAUCUGGACUGAAGGUGAAUCGCUUGGACAUGUAUGGGGAGAAGUACAAGCCCUUCAAGGGGAUAAAAUACAUGACUAAGGCGGGCAAGUUCCAAGUCCGAACCUAGAGGAUCCUGAUAGUGAGGAAGAGCACUUUCCUGUUUCUCCUGUCCCUGGCUGUUGGAUGCAGCCUCUUACCCCAUCUAUCUGUUUAGGGUUGCUCCCUUGCCUGUAGUAGCAUGAGCAGGAGAGCCAGUGCUUAGGGUGCUGGGGAGCAGGGAAAAGUAAGGUUGACCUGAAACCAUCUCAUCCCUAGCUGAGUCUGAAGUAUUUGGAACAACGGCAGAUGGGAGAGGUGUUCAGGUCCCUUGGAAUUAGCAAGUCAGCUAUAUAAGCUUGUAUCACCUUCAUUUUGCUGUCUUAAAGGAAAUUCUAGAGAUUUAUUGCCUUUUAUAAUCCCUCGUCCUUAUAUUUUGGUUUGCUUUUAUCCCUUUGUAGAUGAUACAAAGUUGAAUUUCUACAAACUUCAACUGCAGUGUGAUGGUCUGGCAUCUGCCCUUCUCCAUCACUGGGCGUUAGGGUGGAGAGCUGUAUAGUUCUUGGCAGCAGAGAGAUCAUCUAGCCAUUCUGCCUCAAAGGGACUGGAAGAAGUGGAAAGGUAGAUUGUCCCACCCAGGAUGGGAAGUUAAGAAGCCUGAGAUUGGGGAUGGUGCCACAGAGGGAGGAAGGGAAGAACUGGAUGCUUUUUCUAGCUAUUUCAUAAGCCAUCUUGGUCAUCAAGUAUCUUGAAUCUCUGAAGAUAGACUGGAAACCAAUCUAAAUCUUAGUAUGGUAUCCUAUGAAGGGCUGACUAUAGCACAUGUGAUCUUGUAACUGAUGGGUGGUGACAUCUGAAUGUAAUUCUGCUUCUCUUCUUAUUUCGUCAGUAUUUGAAGGUAGGGAUUCUCCUAGCUUCUUUGGAGAGUCAGGGAAGAGAGAGAGGCAGGAGAAUUUUUCUGGAGACAUAGCACUCUGAUGGAAACUGAAGCUGUGGCUAAAUGAAGACGAUCGCUAUCCUAGUAACUUGUUGGAACCUCUUUUUGACUCUGCCUACCUAUUACAAAUGAAGGUGAUACUGCUGUUCUCCUGCUCACUGAUGUCUGUGUUUGAGAUAAUUGUGUCCUGGUACCUUUGUAGUGUUUCUGGCUGUCCUACCUCAUUCCAGUUCCUGUACCAAUCAGCUGCUGUGCAGGUGGAUUCAAGCCUACGCUGGAUUUUUUCACUGGGACCAUCUCUUCUGCAGGAGCUGUUGCUGCAUCUGCCCAUUCCAGUCCAUGCUGCAUCUUUCUGUACAGCAUAAAUAUGAAAUGAGAGGCAUCUGCACUGUUCCAUAUUCUGUAAUGUGCUCUUUGGCGACUAGAUGCCCAUGUGUUUUCUCUGUGGCAACAGAACUUGUCCCUAAGCUGCUGUACAUGUGACUACAGCAUCUGUCAGGUGACUGUGGAGUCCAGCAUGUACAGCUCAUGCUUGUGAACAGAACAAGGUGACCAUAAACAAAGGAUAACAUACAUUCUGGUUUGCAUGUGAUGGAUACUUGCAGUGGAUGAGUGGCAUCUUGCUUCUGGAAUUGCAAGUUCCAGUGCAACUGAUGAAUGCCAUAGCAGGUGGCCUUACUGCUGAGCACAUUCAGUGCAAAUAUAACCUUCAGCAAGGGCAUCAAUAAAAAUAUUUUUUUCAUGUCA
Messenger RNA from Aptenodytes forsteri (emperor penguin), 2903 nucleotides. It is a transcript of the gene AP3M2, whose product is annotated as adaptor related protein complex 3 mu 2 subunit. NCBI's taxonomy places the organism in Eukaryota, Metazoa, Chordata, Aves, Sphenisciformes, Spheniscidae. Gene Ontology annotation, cellular component: clathrin adaptor complex; cytoplasmic vesicle. Gene Ontology annotation, biological process: endocytosis; intracellular protein transport. Bases 54 to 1310 code for a protein of 418 amino acids. The record is from RefSeq and is a predicted model, not a curated record. The transcript is spliced from 8 exons.